ACAUUCUGAUAGUGCACAUCAAGUGAUCAGUACAGCGCCGCUUGUGUCUUAACGUCCGCGUUUGAAUUUACAUAAACUUACAAUGAAUUUCGCAAAGAUCCUAUCCUUCGUCUUCGCUCUGGUGCUGGCUUUGAGCAUGACCAGCGCUGCUCCCGAACCCAGGUGGAAGAUCUUCAAGAAAAUUGAAAAAAUGGGCAGGAACAUCCGUGAUGGCAUCGUCAAAGCGGGCCCGGCGAUCGAGGUCCUCGGUUCGGCUAAAGCUAUAGGAAAAUGAUCUUUAAAACGUACGCCAUAAAUACUAGUAUUAUUUAAUCUACUCGUUAAUUUUAAUAUGUAAUUAAAUUACAAUUACUCGUAUAAGACUGGAUUUCCAUUAUGAUAUUCAAUUUUAAAUAUAAUUUAAAAUUAAUAUCUGCCAAAGUUUUCUUAGUGAUAAACGUUAUAUUGUAAAAUUGAAAAUCAAUAAAUUAUUUUGUACUUAA
Molecule: messenger RNA, 482 nt
Organism: Bombyx mori (domestic silkworm)
Lineage: Eukaryota; Metazoa; Arthropoda; Insecta; Lepidoptera; Bombycidae
Product: cecropin-B-like
Exons: 2
Coding region: 83-274 (63 amino acids)
Biological process (GO): antibacterial humoral response
Cellular component (GO): extracellular region
Source: RefSeq, marked validated